AUGGUUUCCGUUGCCAAAUUCGGAUCCCGGUUCCUGCGCUUCAACAAGGACGAGGAAAAGUUUGUCAUUGCCUCUGUCCUCUUCAGCAACACCAACUCGCUCCCCAUGGCGCUCGUUCAAUCAUUAGCACUUAGCGCAGCUGGAGUCCAGUUACUCAGGGACGAAUUCGAUACUCAGGAACAAGCGGCUGCAAGAGGUAUAUCCUACAUCCUCUUCUAUGCCAUCUUUGGCAAUCUGGUCCGCUGGUCCUACGGAUUCUCAUUACUCGUACCAAAGGAUCCUGAACCCUUUUCAGCCCCCGUCAUCGAACCGCCACCAACAAUUCACAGGGCACCAUCGCUGCCUAAUGUCCUUAUCAAUGUGGAUGAACCUUCAGGAUCUGGAACGGCAAACCUCACAAUCGACACUGCACCCUCGUCUCCACGAACCCUUCAGGGCGAUCAUGACCACAACUACCCGGAAUACAUGGGUGACGACGACAACGAUACCGACGAUCAGGACCCACAGACCCGUCGAAAUUCAACUGUAUCUUUAUUCCGCUCAUCCAAAAAAGUCAAACAACACCGCUCAACGAAUCUCCAACCCAUCUCGCCUGUCCAGAACCCCACCGGAUUUUCUGCUCGCUUCACGCGACGCCGCAAACGCGCCAACGGAUCGACUCGAAAGAUGCUGAGACAAAAGGCGACAACGGCUAUCGAGCGGAUACGGCAGGUGCUGACGCCGCCCUUGUUUACGGCAUUGCUGGCCCUGGUCAUUGGAUUGGUUCCGGCUUUACAUCAGCUCAUCAUGGGCGCUGACUCCAAGUUCUAUGCAUAUGUCAUCCGACCGCUUGAGGGGUGUGGAGCAGCGGCCAUUCCCAUGAUUCUGCUCUGCCUUGGCGCGCAAGUCGUUCAUCUAGCCUCAGCAAACGCUAACCCCGCUCCUGACCCUACUCGACCCGCUCUCCAACGCCGUCGCAGCGCCAAUAUCGCGUCAGUAUUCCCACACGCACACUCUACCAGUGACUCGAGCUCUUCAGAGGAUGACGAACACGAGGAUCCUGGGUGGCAACAGAUCUCAAACCAUGGCAGCAGGAAAUCGCAACCACAAGCACAGGACAGGACAAGGGCAUCUCUCUCCCCCGCGUCCUCUCCGACAACUCUGUAUCGAUACAGUAUCGAUCAGGCCAGUGACGACGAGCUCCCUCUACCAACAGCAGCAGCAACAGUUCAAGGACCACUACCAAUUCCAUCGGCUGACAAUGGAUUGGCGGAGUCAGGACUCUAUCUUAUGGGCCAUCGGUACAAGAAAGUCACACCCGUCGCGUUCACCCUCUUUGCACGGAUGCUCCUUGUACCCUUGAUUUGUCUCCCCGCAAUCCUGUUCCAUCCGUCAAGCAUGUCGCCCAUCUUGACCAUGGACCCUACAUUUACGCUCACGUUGAUGCUCAUCGCCGCGUCACCGACGGCCAUCAAUAUGACCCAACUGUGUCAGAUCAAGGGGUUCUUUGAGACGGAGAUGACCCAGGUGUUGUUCUGGAGUUAUUGCGUGUUUGGUAUCCCUUGUGUCUUGGGAUGGUCCCUCGUCGGUCUCUGGGCUGCCGCACGGUAG
Molecule: messenger RNA, 1590 nt
Organism: Linnemannia hyalina
Lineage: Eukaryota; Fungi; Mortierellomycota; Mortierellomycetes; Mortierellales; Mortierellaceae
Source: the annotation of a GenBank genome assembly